Podarcis muralis (Common wall lizard) is the source of this 1367-nucleotide messenger RNA. The record is from RefSeq and is a predicted model, not a curated record. Lineage: Eukaryota; Metazoa; Chordata; Lepidosauria; Squamata; Lacertidae.
AGCUUCCCUAAACUUCCAGAGCUCGAGCUGAAAGGGACCCCAAAGGGUCAUCCAUCCCAACCCACCGCUAGGCAGCCAUCUCCGCUCUUCCAUCCCAGACCAAUGGACAGGAUGCAUUGCAGGGGGUUGGGCUGGAUGACCCUCAGGGUCCCAAUCCAGUUCUAUGCUUCUACGUUUGGACUUGCCGGGGGCAGGACUAGGCGACCCUCGGCUAGGAUUCUGCGUCCCUGUUUCUCUGCAGUGCUGCUCUGGCUGGCCAAAGUUGCCGCCAGCUCCCCUUUCCUGCUCCCCGCUCCCGAAAACACGUCCGACCGUGGGCUGCCUGCUCCGGGGAGAACGAAUUCGUCGGGGGACGUCCUGCAGUGGCACGCGGGAUUCCCAGAUCCCCUGGAAGACCUUGAGCCUCCUGCCCAGCCGGUCAUCCGCAGAGAGCCUUCUCCGCAAAAGCCCGGCAUCCGCUUGUCCUGCCGGGUGCCGAGUGGCGCAGUGGAGGCCAUCGAAUGGAAAAGGGACGGGAAACCGCUCUCUGGGGGCCAAAGGGAUGACGUUCUUCUUCUCCUCCUCUCUGGGGUGGAGACGUCCCACUGCGGCUCGUACUCCUGCAACGCCAGCAACCGCCGGGGCUGGAAAGAGUCACCACAGCUGGACGUGACGCCGGGGAUCUCCAUGAUGCUGGGGGUGUCCUUCCAGCUCUCCGCCUCAGCCCUGGUGAGUGCUGCUUUCUCCGGAUGGGGCAUCCUCUUGCCAUUGUGUCAGCCCCAUAAACUCCAGAUCCGAGGGAAGGCCUGGAAGUGGCUCAGCAUCUAUGUCAAUGGACUGACAGGCUUGGCUUCGGCCCUUGCCUUCGUGGCCCUGAUCCUGUGGAGCUAUGAUCAAGGACUCUCAGCCGCCCUCAUCCUGCCUCUGUUCCUCCUCAUCUACAUCGCGAUGGUCACCCUGCUGGUCGUGGGCACCGUUGCCUUCAAGAUGGACAUGAUCCAACAGAUCACCGACCCGGCAGCUCAGCGGCUGGUGGACUUCAGCACCCCGACGGGGGUGAUCUUGGUCGCUGUGACGUGCAGCCUCCUCAUCCGGCAGGUGGUGAAGUUGGAAGAGCAAGGAUGCGCUGCGCCAGUGGACCUGAUGCCUGUUGUCGCAGGAACUGCUGGGAUGUACUUCCUCCCCUUUGCAACAAUUGUUGCCGUCCAUUGCGCCGAUAUGAAGAGGAGGACGGACGAGGACCGAACCUCCAGAAGGGAAAACUGGAAGAAGGCCAUCCAGAACGGGACCUUCCAGCUCCUCUGAACCGAAUUCCUGCAUCUCGCCAGAUCUCUCCAUGCCCUCUGCAAACCGAACUCAGAGUGCCAAUAAAAAUAUUCUAUGAUUCA